GCCUUUUGUGGCAGAUGAAUACAUUGAACGCCUGGCAUGGAGAACACCUGGAGGAGGUUCCAGAGGUGGAGAAGCUUUUGAUCCGAAAAGAUUAUUGGAAGAAUUUGUAAAUCAUAUCCAAGAAUUACAGGUAAUGGACGAAAGGAUUCAGAGAAAGGUGGAGAAACUAGAACAGCAGUGCCAGAAGGAAGCAAAAGAAUUUGCCAAGAAAGUACAAGAGCUGCAGAAAAGCAACCAGGUUGCCUUCCAACAUUUCCAAGAACUAGAUGAGCACAUCAGCUAUGUAGCAACUAAGGUCUGUCACCUUGGCGACCAACUGGAGGGGGUAAACACGCCACGGCAACGGGCUGUGGAGGCUCAGAAGCUGAUGAAAUACUUUAAUGAGUUUCUGGAUGGAGAGCUGAAGUCUGAUGUUUUUACAAACUCUGAAAAGAUUAAAGAGGCAGCUGAUAUUAUUCAGAAACUGCAUUUGAUUGCACAGGAGCUGCCUUUUGACAGGUUUUCGGAAGUAAAAUCAAAGAUAGCAAGUAAGUAUCAUGAUUUAGAGUGCCAGCUAAUUCAAGAGUUUACCAGUGCACAGCGGAGAGGUGAAAUCUCCAGAAUGAGAGAAGUAGCAGCAGUUUUGCUUCAUUUUAAGGGCUAUUCCCAUUGUGUUGAUGUGUACAUAAAACAGUGUCAAGAGGGUGCAUUCCUGAGGAAUGAUGUCUUUGAAGAUGCAGCCAUUCUCUGCCAGCGAGUGAAUAAGCAAGUUGGAGAAGUCUUCAGCAAUCCAGAGACUGUGCUAGCCAAACUCAUUCAAAAUAUUUUUGAAGUUAAACUCCAGAGUUAUGUGAAGGACCAGCUAGAAGAACACAGGAAAUCAGAUGCAGAACAAUAUCUUAAGAAUCUCUAUGAUCUAUAUACAAGAACUACUAAUCUGUCAAGCAAAUUGAUGGAAUUUAACUUGGGUACUGAUAAGCAGACUUUCUUGUCUAAGCUUAUCAAAUCCAUUUUCAUUUCCUACUUGGAGAAUUACAUUGAGGUGGAAAUUGGUUAUUUGAAAAGUAGAAGUGCUAUGAUUUUGCAACGUUAUUAUGAUUCCAAAAACCACCAGAAGAGGUCCAUUGGCACCGGAGGGAUCCAGAUCCACAAAAGGACUGAAGCAAAAUUAAGUAUUCAAGACCUCAAAGAGAGAAUAAGGCAACGUACAAACUUACCUUUGGGGCCAAGUAUUGACACGCACGGAGAAACUUUUCUGUCACAAGAAGUGGUGGUUAACCUUUUGCAAGAAACUAAACAAGCUUUUGAAAGAUGUCACAGGCUCUCUGAUCCAUCUGACUUACCGAAGAAUGCUUUCAGGAUUUUUUCUAUGCUUGUAGAGUUCUUAUGUACUGAACACAUCGAUUAUGCAUUAGAAACAGGCCUUGCUGGCAUUCCCUCUUCUGAUUCAAAGAAUGCAAAUCUUUAUUUCUUGGAUGUUGUCCACCAGGCCAAUACUAUUUUCCAUUUAUUUGACAAACAGUUCAAUGAUCACCUGAUGCCAUUGAUCAGUUCUUCUCCGAAAUUAUCUGAAUGCCUUCAGAAGAAAAAGGAUAUCAUAGAGCAAAUGGAAGUGAAGCUGGAUAUGGGCAUUGAUAGGACACUGAACUGUAUGAUUGGACAGAUGAAGCACAUCUUGGCUGCAGAGCAAAGGAAGACAGAUUUUAAACCAGAAGAUGAGAACAAUGUUUUGAUUCAAUAUACUAAUGCUUGUGUUAAAGUCUGUGGCUAUGUUAGAAAGCAGGUAGAAAAGAUUAGAAAUUCUAUGGAUGGUAAGAAUGUGGACACCGUUUUGAUGGAGUUUGGAGUUCGUUUUCAUCGGCUUAUCUAUGAACACCUACAGCAAUAUUCCUACAGUUGCAUGGGAGGCAUGUUGGCUAUUUGCGAUGUGGCUGAAUAUAGGAAGUGUGCCAAAGACUUCAAGAUCGCUCUGGUGUUACAACUCUUUGAUACCUUGCAUGCACUUUGCAAUCUUCUGGUUGUAGCCCCGGAUAAUUUAAAGCAAGUUUGCUCAGGAGAACAACUUGCUAAUCUGGACAAGAACAUCCUUCACUCCUUUGUUCAGCUGCGUGUUGAUUAUAGGUCUGCUCGUCUUGCUCGUCACUUCAGCUGAGAGCAUGGAAAGAAAUAUUGUACCUUUGGCCAGGCCUCAGUUGUAGAAAGCACAGGGAAUGAUGUCUUAUGAAACCACGGUUGUAACUUUUGUGGGAUAAUGACUGUUCAGAAUGAAGCAGCAGCCAUACUUAAACAUGACUAUGUAGAGGGUGAGCAGGUAAAAAUCUGAAUGAGAUUUCAUGUAAGCUAAAGUUCCCCCAGUGAAGAAUUUUGCAACUCUACAUGCUACUGACUUUUUUUUUUGUUGGAAACAUGUCGGUAUAGGAAAGCAAGUGGUGCAUUGAAAGUAUUUUAGUCUUCAAUAUUGAAUUAUCAGAUACCAUUUGUUAGACUUGAACUACACAGCAUAGCGUAGGUAAUGGAUUACAUAGACUAGACCACUGUAAAAAUGUUCUUCAUCAAUUUUAAUGGCUUAGACUUCAGCACAGCUAAUCAUAAUCAAAUUAUCUUUGAUUGGUGUUUCUAAGUAAUUUCUUUCAUUUAAAAUGUUAUCCCGCACAAUGUAAUUUCUUGCUCUAAUUAAUUAGCUUGGAGUUUCUUUGAGAUGUAGGAGUAAAAGCAACGCUAUCCCAGAAGGAUGUAAUUUAUUCAUUGUGUAGCAUUCUGAACAGAACUGAAGUGGUGAAAAGUUUUGGGGGUUUUUUUUGGUUCUUUGGCUUUGUUUUUUUGCACCUAGUAGUCGAGGGCCCACUGGAAUGUAUUGGCAUUGUAUGAUCUGACAUUCUUGUCUCUGUUUGAUACUGGCACACUGAAUUUUAUAUAUGCUCCUAAAGUAAAUGCAGCUGCCUCGUCUAAGGCAUUCUUAUUAUGAGGUGAAGGUGCCCAUUGCUGAGUUAAUAUAAGAAAACUUUCUCCUGUCUGUUUUUUUGUAUGUAAAUAAAUUCAGAUUGUAACGAAGUUAAAGGACAAAAUGUGGGCCAGUUGUUCAUAUGUGGGA
Messenger RNA from Opisthocomus hoazin, 3070 nucleotides. The record is from RefSeq and is a predicted model, not a curated record. NCBI's taxonomy places the organism in Eukaryota, Metazoa, Chordata, Aves, Opisthocomiformes, Opisthocomidae.